GCCUAUAAAUUCCUUCCAAUAGUAUCCACUUUCCCAGCGAUUUCAGAUCGAAAGACAGAGAUGGUCAAGCCAGGUUUAACGGCAAUGGUGGUGGCAGCUCUUGCUCUGGCGGUUGCCACUGCAGUGGUGCUCGCCCGUGCCGAGGCGGAUGACCCCAAGAAGGUGAACGCCUGGUUCAAUAGGCUUAGCCACGCCAAGCGCAAGACCACACGCCUCCACUUCUACUUCCACGACACGCUCUCGGGCAAGAACCCCACAGCGGUGCGCGUCGCCGAGGCUGCGAUGUCCGAGAAGUCUCCGACGCUGUUCGGGGUGGUCAACAUGAUUGAUGACCCGCUGACCGAGGGUCCCGAGCCAGAGUCCCCACUCAUUGGCCGGGCACAGGGGUUCUACGGUUCGGUUGGGCUCGAGUCAGUGGCCCUGCACAUGAACGUGAACCUUGUAUUCAUGACUCCCGAGUACAACGGCAGCACCCUGAGCAUAUUGGGCCGCAACCCGGCACUCGAGACCUAUCGGGAGAUGCCCAUUGUCGGUGGGACUGGCAUUUUCCGGCUGGCAAGUGGGGUCGCGACGGCAAAGACGUACUUUCUUAACCUGACCACCGGCGAUGCUGUAGUUGAAUAUAAGGUCAUAGCUAUGCAUUACUAGACAUUUAGUAAAUAUAUCGUGGCUUGUGUUGUAGUCUAGUCCAAAGGUUAUGGAGUAAAUUACACCAUUGGAGUUGUGCAUGGAUGUUCUGUCGUUUCCAAUUUGGUAAUGCUCUCCGUGCUUCAUGAUUUUUCAUUGAUUUUGGUGGUUUGGAAUCUUUCUUGUGUGGCUCUAGAUGAAGUAUAAAUUAGACUCGGUUUAUCACGGAGUAGGUAAUGUUAUGAUGUUUGCUGCCUCGUGAAAUCAAGCUUGCUGAAAACGUCAGUGAUUUUAUCCACCCAAUGAUUAUGA
This is a messenger RNA of Eucalyptus grandis, 939 nucleotides long. RefSeq names its product dirigent protein 23. NCBI's taxonomy places the organism in Eukaryota, Viridiplantae, Streptophyta, Magnoliopsida, Myrtales, Myrtaceae. The record is from RefSeq and is a predicted model, not a curated record. The transcript has a single exon. Bases 61 to 648 code for a protein of 195 amino acids.